CUUUGUGUUCUCAUCGUCGAGUACUGCACAUCAUCCUCUGCUACUCAUUCUGGUCCGUCCCGCCUGCCGCGCCAUGGCCGUCCCCUCGCCAUCCCUUCGCUUCCACCUUUCCCUCAACCUCCAAAACACCAACCCCAAUCACUCAUCCCCCAGUCGCAAACCCCACCCCGCCCCGACCACUGAGACGCUCCGCCGCCGCCUCCUCCGCAAGGGCGUUUCCCCGACCCCCAAGAUCCUCCACGCCCUCCGCAAGAAGGAGGCCCUCAAGUCCCUCCGCCGCGCCAGGAAGGACACCGCUGCCGCUGCGGUCGCUCCGAGCGACGAGGCCCUUGACGCGGAUGAGGAGGCCAGCUUCCGCGCGGCCGCCGCCGAGUACCGCGCGCUCGUGGGGCGACCUUGGGACGGCGCCGCUCGCGGCGCGGCACCCCCGCGCGGGUCCUGCGGGGGCGAUGAGGAGGGACUCGAGGGCCUGCGGGAGAUGCUCUUGGCGAGGAGGGGCGACGGGUUCCGUUGGCUUCUGGAUGACGACCUCGAGGUGGCGGCAGCGGAGGGCAAGCAGAGACGUCUCGUCAGCGACCGGAGUGCGGAGACGGAGGAUGAAGAGAGGAGGAUUGAGUUGCUUGUGACGAGCUUGAAUGAAGAUGACCUAACUUCACGUGAUUGGAGGCUUACUAGAAUGAUGAGAAAAGCUGACAUCAUGUAUAAUGAAGAUAAUCUAUUAAGGAUACUAAAUGGGCUGGAGGCAAGAGGAAACUGGAGGCAGGCUCUAUCUAUUACUGAGUGGGUGUACAACGAAAAUAUCUACAGACAUAGAAAAAGCAGGUUCGUUUACACAAAGUUACUUUCAAUCCUUGGGAAAUCAUCGAGGGCAACUGAAGCACUUCGAGUUUUCACCAUUAUGCAGGGAGAUGCUCAAAUAUACCCUGAUAUGCCUGCAUACCAUAGUAUUGCUGUUACGCUUGGUCGAGCUGGUCUGCUGAAUGAGUUAAUCAAGAUUAUUGCGUGUAUGAGACAGAAGCCCUCAAAGAAGGUAAUGAAGAUGCGGCGCAAAGAUUGGGAUCCUUCCUUGGAGCCAGAUGUUCUCAUAUAUAACUCGGUGCUUAAUGCCUGUGUACUAUCACAGCAGUGGAAAGGGGUAUUUUGGGUGUUUCAGCAAAUGAGACUUAGUGGUUUGUCCCCUACAGGAGCAUCGUUUGGGUUGGCCAUGGAAGUCAUGCUUAAAGCCAAGAAGUAUGACUUUGUCCAGAAGUUCUAUGAGAAAAUGCAGAAAAAUGGGGUACCUCCAAGAGCAAUAACUUAUAAAGUGCUUGUAAGAGCUUUGUGGGAACAGAGAAAAAUAAAUGAAGCAGUUGAAGCAGUCACAGACAUGGAACAAAGAGGAAUUGUUGGAGCUGCAUGUGUUUACUAUGAACUAGCUUGCUGCCUCUGCAACAAUGGAAGAUGGAGAGAUGCUAUGUCACAGGUUCAGAAGCUGAAACAGCACCCUCUCACUAAACCACUGGAAUACACAUUUACUGGCAUGAUCUUAGCCUCAUUUGAUGGUGGGUAUAUCUAUGAGUGUAUUUCCAUAUUUGAGUCAAUGAAGGACCAAUGCACACCAAAUAUUGGGACAGUAAACGUCAUGUUAAAAGUGUAUGGACGCUGUGAUAUGUUUGGGAAGGCAAAGGACUUGUUUGAAACAACCAAGGCUUGUUUCUCUGGUUCUCAGACAUACGACCAUGAGCAUUCAUCAUUUAAAGCAGAUGCAUAUACAUACAGCUCUAUGCUUGAAGCAUCUGCGUCUGCCCAACAGUGGGAAUACUUUGAAUAUGUGUACAGAGAGAUGGCUCUCUCUCAUCACCAUCUAGCUCAAAGCAAAUAUUCAUGGUUGCUCAUCAAGGCAUCUAGAGCUGGAAAGCCUUAUUUGCUGGAGCAUGCACUUGACUUGAUACUUGAAAGAGGAGAAAUCCCUGAUGUACAGUUAUUCGCUGAAACCAUAUCCCAGUCUAUUGCUCGAAGAGAUUAUGGAAGGACGCUGCAGCUCCUGAAUGUUAUGUCAGAUGCUUCAAUAAGUGUGAAUGAACUACAAUGGUGCAACCUACUACAGAAUAAUGUGCAUCUAUUCAGCAUGGAUUCUCUAAAGGACCUUAUAAAGUACCUCAGUACUAGUGCUACCAUCAGUGCAGAUCCUGCACUAAGUUUUGUAAGAGCACUGAAGUCGCAAUGUGGGACAGCUUUAGUGAAGGGCACAUAUUUGCUGGCAGAUGAUACAAGUAAUAAACAGUGUGAAAUCUCGUUGCUCAAGAAUGCUUCAAGUAGCAGUCUGGCAGGACAGGAUCAGCUGACUUGCCAGAACUUGUGCUCUAAUAUACUUCUUGAUGUAGAAGGUAGCGGUGAGGUACCUGAUUCCGAUAGGGAUGCUCCUCAAUUAGGCGCCAGUGCUGUCAUGAGCAGAGAAAUUUCAUUCUGUGCUCCACGAUUGGAAAACAAACGUGAGCAAUGGAACCUUAGACGUUGGGGUACACAAGCAUCUGCAAUUGAUGAAGUACUUGAUUCCAUGAAUUCCUAUGGUCAUAGUUCGUACAGAGAGAUGCCAUCAUCAUCUGAAAUUCUUGAAUUAUGGGAGCAGGAGAGGAUAAACGACAUGUUUGCUCCUAAAACGGAGAGCAGAACCACUCCAAGAGGAUAAAUGAAAUGUUGGAUGAUAUUAUCUAAUAUGGGCAGUACAAUUUUUGCAUCAAUUACUGGCAGAAAUGUUUCCAGAUGCUGUUUGAAGUUUCGUAAGCUGGUUCAUGCAACUCUGGCUGCAACCAUGUUACCUGAAUGGUCAUCUGGACGCACUUAUCUGUGUGAUCAGAUUUCAUUAUCGAUGGUUCAUACUAUGAAAAAGCAAGGGUGUAGAUACAUACUUCUGAAUUCAGCACGGAGAAAUGUUGAUAUCAGAAACACUGUAACUUAUGCUCAGAAACAAAUGAUAAAACAGGUUCGAUCCACUGAAGCUCAGUUCUCAAUAAAAAAACACAUCUUAACCACGUGUUUGUGCGAGGUACGUUUGGUUCUUGUUCAGGCAAUUUGGCCUUCCGGAUGUUGUGUGGCAACCAGACGACAUGGUGUUCAUUGACUGGUGGGUGCGGACUAGCAACAAGUUCACCAAACUGUUGAAGUAUGGCUUUAAUUCGCUGGCUAUUCUUGGUGCUUGGCUCAUUUGGAAACACCACAACGAUUGUGUAUUCAAUAGGGAGACACCGAAUGUCCAGAAGGUCCUGCACUCAGCUGCUCACGAGGUCCAGCUUUGGUGCGCUGCAGGGGCCAAAGGGUUGUCACAGCUAGCUGUGGGUCAGGCAUGAUGUUCAGAGUAGCCUAUGUGGUCGUGCGCUUAAUUUGUUUGUGGCGUGUAAUGUAAAUCACUAGGGUUUGUGUUGUACUCAAACUUUCUUUCUAUUUUAAUGUAACGAUGUGCAACUCUCUAGCGUGUUCGAGGAAAAAAAAUCCUGAUACUUUUCCGUUC
Molecule: messenger RNA, 3487 nt
Organism: Phragmites australis (common reed)
Lineage: Eukaryota; Viridiplantae; Streptophyta; Magnoliopsida; Poales; Poaceae
Product: pentatricopeptide repeat-containing protein At5g67570, chloroplastic
Exons: 9
Coding region: 74-2668 (864 amino acids)
Biological process (GO): chloroplast organization
Cellular component (GO): chloroplast
Molecular function (GO): protein binding
Source: RefSeq, a predicted model, not a curated record